AUGGAUGAGAAACGUGAACGAAUGUUGAAAUCAACUAUAACACAAUCAAAUAUCAAUACAUUUGCUGUAUCGCCAUGUUUCAGUAAAGAAAAAGCUUCAUUGGUUCGCCCUUUCGUUGAACUAAUCUUGCAGAAACGUGUAUCCGGCAUAAUAACUGACUUCCGAAGUCACAAACGAGGAAAUGAUUAUUCAAAGAUGACAGAAUUUGUUGCUCAAAACAGUUUAGGACGUAAUCGUUAUAAGGAUGUUGGAUGUUUGGAUAAUAACCGUGUUAUUCUUCAAAUGGGCCCUGUUGCAUAUAUUCAUGCAAACUACGUAUCAACACCGAAUAACUCUAAGAAAUUCAUUUGCACACAAGGUCCCAUGGAUUCUACAUGUGCAGACUUUUGGUACAUGAUACUUCAAGAGAAUGUUAAUGCUAUACUCAUGCUAUGUAACUAUAUAGAGACGGGAGCAACAAAGUGUGCUCAAUAUAUUCCCAUUGAGGUUGGACAAUCAUUAAAGUUUGGUAAUGACCAAGAAAUAACCGUCACCGCAAAAUUAAUUGAAACAUACAAAUUCCCAUUCAAGACGAAUGUCAGAAUUCAAAUAACUGUUUGUGAAAUACAGUUAGGCAGUCGUACUCAUACAUGUGCUCAAUAUCAUUGGUUAAAUUGGCCGGACAGAGGUGUGCCAGAAGCCGAUAUGGUUCCUAUCCACUUACUUAAGCAAUUGGAGAAUGAAGCUAAUGGAACACCGAUUGUCGUUCAUUGUUCAGCAGGAAUUGGUCGAUCAGGAACAAUCAUCUUACUUCAAGUAGCAUUAGAGAUAAUACGUAUUGGUCAACGUUUAAAUCCUUUGGAUCAUUACAUGACCAUCAUUCGUCAACAACGUAAUAACAGUGUACAAACAGAACAUCAAUAUCUUUAUGUUCAUCAAGUGCUUUUAUUCUAUUUUAAGCAGAAAGGAUAUCUUGACCCUGCCAUACUCAGUCGUUUGGAACAAUUCAAGAAAGAUUAUCUCAAAGUCACCACAGGAUUUUAG
This is a messenger RNA of Auanema sp. JU1783, 1023 nucleotides long. NCBI's taxonomy places the organism in Eukaryota, Metazoa, Nematoda, Chromadorea, Rhabditida, Rhabditidae. The record is from the annotation of a GenBank genome assembly.